GGUAUCAGGAAAUGCACUUUAAGUGGAUGGAAAAGAGCACUAGCUAGAAAAUAAAAGCAGUCUUUAGAAUAGUUCCAGAUGAUUCUUAAUGCUGCAAUCUCUUCUUCUGUACUGUAGUUUCUCAUUCCUCUCUUGUUAUUUUCAGCUUUCAAAUUAGUUCCCCACUUUCUUUCUCUCAUGGUUUUAUUUCCAUCACAUAACAAGUAACAUAUAGGUUUAAACAUAGUAAAACAAUGAGCAUCAUUAUUUCUCUCAUGCUCUUGGUUUGUCUCAUUUCCUGCACUACAGCUCGAGAUUCCAGCAGAGAAGCUCUACAAGUUACAAUUGGUAUUGGCAAUGGCAACUUAAGCAAGGGCUGUAAUGAUAGACACCAUAAUCUUCCAUUCAAACUCAAUUGUAAGUUGCCAGCAACCCCCUUAGCAAAUGAAGUAUUGAAGUUUGCUGAUCAAAGACUGGCUUUAGUGCAUCCCAUAAUCCAAAAAUUUAAGUCUUUAAUCACUUCAGAUCCUCUUGGAAUCACCCAAACUUGGGUGGGUUCAGAUAUUUGUAGUUACAAAGGGUUCUACUGUGAUAAUCCACCAGAUAACAAGUCAGCCAUUGCUGUUGCUUCAAUCGAUUUCAAUGGAUUUCAGUUGUCAGCCCCUUCACUCGAUGGUUUCUUGGAUCAGCUUCCAGAUAUUGCCCUCUUCCAUGCCAACUCCAACAAUUUUAGUGGCUCUCUUUCGCCAAACAUCGCCAAGCUUCGGUAUCUAUAUGAGCUUGAUAUAAGCAACAACCGAUUUUCAGGGCCAUUUCCAGAUGCUGUUCUAAACAUGCCUGGUUUAACAUUCUUGGAUAUUCGUUUCAACUUCUUCACUGGGUCAGUUCCUUCUCAAAUUUUUACUCAAAAUCUCGACGCCCUUUUUAUCAACAACAACGAGUUCAUGAUCCAUCUGCCUGAUAAUAUUGUCAACACCCAUAUUUUUUAUCUCACUUUGGCCAACAACAAGUUCAAUGGUCCACUUCCAAGAACCAUUUUCAAAGCAUUCUCUUCGUUAGCUGAGGUUCUUCUUUUAAACGACCAGCUUACAGGUUGUAUACCCUAUGAGAUUGGUUUGCUUAAGGAAGCUGUCGUUUUUGAUGUCGGGAACAACCAGUUGACUGGUCAUUUACCUUUCUCAUUAGCUUGUAUGGAGAAUUUGGAACAGUUGAACUUCGCUGGUAAUCUUCUGUUUGGAGCGGUCCCUGAGGUGGUUUGCGAGCUUGGCAAACUGAUGAAUUUAUCAUUGUCUGACAACUAUUUCAUACAUGUUGGCCCCAUGUGUCGGAUUUUGAUUGAGAGAGGAGUGUUGGAUGUUAGAAACAACUGCAUUCCCGAUCUUCCAUUUCAGAGAUCUGUAGAGGAGUGUGCAAAUUUCUUUGCUCAUCCAAGAUUCUGCCCUCGCAUGUGGUCUUACAAUUACAUCCCAUGCUACCAUUUUCCUUCUAGUUCUUCAAUCCCUGAUAUGGCUCCUUCACCUUAAUCCCCUUAAUGGGGUUUUGUUCGUUUUCUUGGUUUAUGUUCUUGUUUUUGAUAAACUAUUCUUUCACUUCUAUGUAAUCAUAAUAUAACUUUGUCUAUCAUGAAAACCUGAAGAACGCUAUUAUCGUUUGUGUUUGACAGGUACUUCAUUUUUCCCUUCUAAAUGAACGAAAGAUUAUCAAUAAA
Gossypium arboreum is the source of this 1687-nucleotide messenger RNA. RefSeq lists its product as uncharacterized. The record is from RefSeq and is a predicted model, not a curated record. NCBI's taxonomy places the organism in Eukaryota, Viridiplantae, Streptophyta, Magnoliopsida, Malvales, Malvaceae. The transcript has a single exon. Gene Ontology annotation, molecular function: protein binding. The coding region runs from base 234 to 1502 and encodes 422 amino acids.